This is a messenger RNA of Topomyia yanbarensis, 3414 nucleotides long. It is a transcript of the gene Xpc, whose product is annotated as DNA repair protein complementing XP-C cells homolog. The record is from RefSeq and is a predicted model, not a curated record. Gene Ontology annotation, biological process: mismatch repair; nucleotide-excision repair. Bases 134 to 3349 code for a protein of 1071 amino acids. Gene Ontology annotation, molecular function: single-stranded DNA binding; damaged DNA binding. Gene Ontology annotation, cellular component: cytoplasm; nucleus; XPC complex. Lineage: Eukaryota; Metazoa; Arthropoda; Insecta; Diptera; Culicidae. The transcript has 5 exons.
UCUCCUUUUGCACAAAAUGUCAUCGAAAUUUUGAAGGUUUUGUUUGUAUCUUGUGUCGUUCUGCGAAACUUGUUAUUAUUACAAAAAUGCGCUUUUCUUCAACUUUCACAAAUUGUAUGAUUGGUGCGUAACAAUGAGCGUUAAUUUCAUGAGCGAUAGUGACGAUGAAGAGGCGGACUUUACCGCAAGUGAGGAUGAAUGGUUACCGGAAAAAAGUAAUCCUUCGCACAAAGAUCCUGACUUGUCUGAAUCAGAAUCUGAGGAAAAUUUCACCGAUGGUGGUGAAGAAUCUGAUAUCAACGAACGUCGCCAAGUGGAUAAAUUUCGUAAGACCACACCAGAAUCAAGGAAACCACGACCUGUGAAAACAAAGCUCACCAUGAUGGAACGGAAGACGCUUUAUGAAAAGUACCGUGCCAUUAGAAAAUCUGACCAUAAAAGUCUGAUUGCAAAAUGCGAUGAUUCUGAAAGUAGUGGAGAUGAGCAUCUAGUGGAACCAGAUAAACUUGAUUUGAAUUCAGAUUUUUUCGCAUCAACUGCAAGCCAAGGGCCGUCAAAUGUUCCAAAUUUUGACUGCAAUGCCGGAAUGCUUACCGAUUCUUCUGAAGAUGACCUUUCCAAAACAGAUGAGAAAACAAAGCGAGAAACAAACAAAAAACUUAUCGCGAGAAUCAACCAGACCUCUCAGAGUUAUGUUCAAUUUGCCGCUCUGAAUGAGUUCAACAAUAAAAUGGAACAAGCUAAAUCAAACGCGUCGUCUUUCAAUGCAAAGGAGGCUGGUACCGAUAAUUCUACAGACAUUGGUGUUUUGCUGGCAAUGGGAGAACAACCGGAUCAGUCUAGCAGUAAAUCAUCUCAGAAAGCUAAAAGGAACAAAAAUGACUCAGACUCUGAUUGGGAGGAAGUUGAAGAUAAAAAUGAAGCUUGUCAUCAACAAGAUCUUCAAAUUACUUUCAAGUUGGAUAGCAGAGAAGCUCAAAAGAAGAAGCGUAGCAACGAAAUAUAUAUGGAAGCAUGUAUUAAAAGGAUCAUCAACCGUGAAAAACGUGAGAACCAGUAUAUUCUACACAAGGUGAACAUCUUGAUGGGCAUUGCGCAUGGAAAUUACGUGAACAGUGUUUUAAACAGCACAAAACUUUUGUCCCUUGCCCUAACCAUGAUUCCGUCACAAAAAUGCUAUCCUAAAGAUCGCACUGAUCUGGAAUAUUUCGAACAAAUCGUGAGAUUCUAUCGCCAAAUCGUGGAUCUUAAGGAUAAGCGAGUUUACAGUCGUUUUAAAAAACUACCAUCACUGGAGACAUCGCUUCGGUUACAGAUGCUCACCAAGGCGGCUAUAUGCAAGCGUGAUUUUGUGCUGAUUUUCAUUAUAUUACUUCGUGCGGUGGGCGUUCAGUGCCGUUUGGUCAUGUCAUUGAUUGUUGUUCCGAAGAAAUUACCCCAAAGUGAACUUCACCAAUCUGAUGUAGCAAAGAAGGAACCACCUGUCAAGGAGCAGAAAAACAUCGCGUCAAAACCUGUUGAUUCAACUGGUGAUAAAGAAACCAAAAAGACUAAUGAUCAAAAGAAUGCUUCUAGGGAUAGAGCAAAGACUAAAAGUAAAAGAAAACGAAUGGAACACCCAAAAAUACCACAAAUGGAUGGGAAUGAUGAUAUUCCAAUCAAAAGAAGCAAAUUAACUGCUGCUAAAGACAAACUAGAUGUCUCACAAAAUGCACUAAGCACAAAAGAAUCACCUGCCGACAGCACUUCAAAGAGUUCCACAUCACAACUACAAGAAAUAUCUUUAUUUUCUCCAAGAAAAACGCGAAAGCAACGUCAAAAUGAACUAGUUUCGGAAUCUAAAACAUCGAAAGCUAAUACCUAUUCCGCAACAACAUCCUCGUCGAGUAUUGUGCCCAAAACUGAUUCCAAUGUGAAGUUACAUAGCAAGUUGAAGGAUAAUAAAGGUGAUCGAAAGGCUGACGUUCAAUCUACAAAUAGAGAACCAAAGUUAUCGAAGAACAGUGGCAAACAUGCUAAUAUAUCAGAUGAUGGAGCGGUUCAAGGAUGUAGUAAAAACCAGUCUGGAAGCAAUAAAAUUUCUCCAGAUUCUAAACCAAAAGCAAUACACCCAAAAACAUCAGUCACUGAAAUGCCAACUCGUACCGUGAAGAAAUCUCCAAAAUCGUCCAAACCUUCAGUUUCGUUCGAAUCCGAAUCACCGAGGAUUGUCAAAAUAGAAUACGUCGACAAACAUCUGAAACGGCGACUGGAUCGUCGAGUACUAUCAACUGAUGACGAAUGCACGAACGCCCAAGGCGUAAAACCAAAAUCUAAAUCCGGUGUAAAUUUGUGGAUCGAAGUAUACGCCGAAGAAGAAGAACAGUGGAUCCCUGUUGACGUUACCAGUGGUAAAGUUCACUGCCUGGAUCAUAUAGUAAAACUUGCUUCUGCACCGUUGGUUUACGUCCUGGCUUGGAAUAACGAUGGCACUAUAAAAGAUGUCACAACACGAUACUGCCCGAACUAUGCCACUAGCACCAAGAAGCUUCGCGUGGAACAAGAUUGGUUGAACAAAGCAUUGGGAAAAUUCAAAGGCAAAAGGACUGCACGAGAUAUUGAAGAGGAUCGCUGUUUGAACCAGGCACAGCUGGAACAGCCUCUUCCAACGACUAUCAGCGAGUUUAAAAAUCACCCACUUUACGCGCUGAAACGACAUCUGCUUAAAUUCGAAGCAAUUUAUCCACCGGAAGCCCCCACACUGGGGUUCAUUCGAGACGAGCCGGUUUAUGCGCGGGAGUGUGUUCACACACUGCACUCACGGGAUCUCUGGUUGAAGCAGGCCCGUACGGUAAAGCUGUUCGAAACACCGUACAAAGUUGUGACUGCGCGGCCUAAAUAUGAUCGGGCGUCAGGCCAGAUGCUACCAGCUCAACCGUUGGAACUGUUUGGUUACUGGCAAACACAAGACUAUGAACCACCGACAGCGGAGGACGGUAUAGUGCCGCGCAAUGCCUACGGCAACGUGGAAUUAUUCAAGGCUUGCAUGUUACCUAAGAAAACCGUUCACCUGCAGUUGCCAGCUUUGAACAGAAUAUGCAAAAAGUUGGGAAUCGAUUGCGCUCAAGCUGUUACCGGAUUUGACUUCCACAGUGGUAGCACUCAUCCAGUGUACGACGGGUUUGUGGUCUGCGAGGAGUACAAGGAUCUUGUGAUUGAUGCCUGGUACCAGGAACAGGAACAGGAAGAAAAACGGGAGCGUGAGAAGUUUGAAAAGCGCGUUUAUGGAAACUGGAAGAAGUUGAUUAAAGGGUUGCUGAUCAGAAGGAAACUGCAGAAUAAGUAUAACUUUGAUAAUUUGUCUGGUUGAAACAUUCGUGUCGAUAUGUUGUCAUCGCUGAAUAAAGCUUCCUGGCGUGUUCAAUUGAAUCGAAU